AUGUCCACGACACCGGCUGGGAUACCUCCAUCCUCUACAGCGUCAUUCACUCCUGCAGGCGCUCCACCGCUUGGGUUUGGAAGCUCGCAAUCAGGAACACGACGUGCUUUGGACUUCUCUAGUAGCCGAUUUAAUCAGUCGACCGCUUCAUACACAGACAAUGACCUUUUAUCCCUUUCUACCACAUCGUCCAAUUUCCCGCGAGAGCUUGAUUCCCCUAAUUCCAGCUACCUGUCACACCGGCCAACCAGAUCGCCGCUUCACACCGGUCACAGGUCCAUACUCAACAAGAACAAAGGAACUAGAGGCUCGUUUGACUCAAGUCGACGCAUACAAUUCUCUCAAGAUAAUGAACCAUCUACUACAGAUGCACGCGAACCGGAAGAUAAUGGAAUAGGCUGGUCACCAAGCAAAGAUGGUGGUUCGUUUACCAGCUCCCUUUUCCCGCAAGCUACAAAAGCCCAGCCGUCCCGGCUUUUAAGGAAACCGGUUAUCUAUUCGAAUCCCGCUGGCGCAAAGCGCGCGAAACUUGACGAAACUUGGAUACAGUCUACGUUACCGGAAAACGAGCAACCUCCGAAACAAAAGAAAGACUCAAACUUUCCUUCAAUUAUUAAAGAUUUGACCGCCAGGGCAAACCUAGCUUCUGUUGAUGAACCGAGCGAGCUAUUAUUGGGUAUGGAGGAUGCUAUAUGUCGCAUGUAUGAUCAAGUCCGUGAUCGUAAUUCCGAUGAUGACAUAGUCGACUCGAGCCUUUCGGCUGUAUCCGAUGAACUAUCGUCCCUGUGGCAAAGAUAUUCACCAGUGCCAAUGGAAGAAAAAGAUGGUGUUCCUCUUAAUGGUGGGAUUGGGCCUGGAGACUCUUCACCAAACAUCAUGAAGGCUAUAUUCUUGAGCUCAUUACUCCUCCAGCUUCACCACCCUCCACUACUCGAACCUAGCAUCAAAGGCUCUAAAUCAUCACGCAGCAUGUUCCGCGACUUAGUGAUGAGAGACGAGCCUCUACCAAAGGUUCCGAUACCCAAAGUACUGUUUCAAUGGCUAUGGAGAUAUCACAACUUGGAAACAAUUCGCUUUGAUAUGCUUCACGACAUACAACCAAACCCAACUGCCUCUCCAAUGUUUUGGAAGUUUAUUCUCAAAUCUGUGCUGCGUGCUGAGUUUGAUAACGUGAUAACGCUUUUGGGUGAGGCAGAUUUUAGCUACGCCAGGACUGCUAUGGAGGAUGGAUAUGAACAGCCGGGAUACCAUGGCUCCCAGCUACAAAAUAUCCAACAAUGUGUGAACAAGGCUCUCCAGCUCCUUAAAACGUGUCCAGCUGUUCAGCGUGAUGACUGGGAUGUUAAAGGGGUUGAAUGGGCCAUGUUUAGGAAACAAGUGAACGCAGCAAUACUAGAUUUGGAAGAUAUGGCUGAGAAUGGGCAAACACAGCUUUCUGACGACGAGGAAGGACCAUUUGUUGCCUCUAAUUUUGGUAUCUCAUUUCAACGCCCUGAUUCUAUGUCAUUUAGCCAUAGUGCGCGCAUGGCAGAAAGCAGGAUACCGUGGUCUGUAUAUCUAAACAUCAAGGCCAUGUAUAACAUCUUGUGUGGAGAAGCAGAAAGCAUUUUGAAACAGUCUGAGGAUUGGGUGGAGUCCACAAUGGCUCUGACUGCGUGGUGGGAUGGUGAUGAUGAUAGCGAUAUUUCAGUUGGCGGAAAGAAGAAAGGGCCAGCUAAACGCCGUUCUCAGGCACCCCGGGCUGUCGACUCCAAUACCGAAGAAUCGUACCUGCGACGCCUUGACUACGCCUACAGUUCAGUAACAGAUACCCUGGGAUCUGCUGGUUUCCAAAUCAACUCAAUGAAUUCCUGCGAAGUUGGCUUGGCUUCUGUUUGCGAAGGAAAUGUCGAAAGUGUACUCAGACUUUUGCGAACCUGGUCUCUUGCUGUAAGCGCUGCAACGGCUGAGAUUGCCAGCUUCGGAGGCUGGCUCGCGGCAUCAACGGGGUCCGAACCAAUGCGGGAAUUCAAUGAGAGUGACCUUAUGGUCCUCAGCUACGGACAACCAGAAAAACCACUCCAGAAGGAUGAUAUCUUAAUUAACUAUGCGGAUGGUGUUUUCUCACGGGAUCGGCUCGGAGAUCGGGGAGCUAGAGAGGGGUGGGAGCUCUCCUUGGAGGUGCUGAGCCGCCUUGACGACCAGGAGCUGAUGAGAACCAAGGUCAGAGAACUGAUGGACAAGGUAUCUCUGGACACAGCAGAUAAAAUGGACAAGGCUGUGGUUCUCUGUGCAGAAGUAGGCUUCAGCGAUGAGGGUAGACGAGUUUCAGAGCGAUACGGCGAUCAAGUUGCUGAGGUUUCUGAGAAUUAUGGCACUGCUCUGAUCUGCUAUGCGCGCGCUCAUUGUUCUCGCAAGAUUAAAAAUGUCAUUGACCUCCUGACAUCCUUCUGUCUCAUCCAGUCCAGAGCCUACCCUGCAAAGGACCAGUUGGAUGAACAGCUUCGUUCUCUUCUAUACGACCCAUCGACCGCCUUGUCUGCCAUCGCUUCCGUGGAUUCGGAGGGUGCAGCUAUGCUACAGUUUUACUUCAGUAGCUAUGCUACGUUACGAUCCUAUUAUGAGAUCCGUGACGAGGCUGCCGGUUUAAAUUCAGGCCAGGUGCCUAAGCAUCGUCCACUUGCGCGGAAACGUGAGGCUGCCCGGGCGCUGGUGGCUGUUAUCCGAAGUGCGGCUGAUAGCAUCUAUGGCGGGUUGUAUGAUCCGGACAGGCAAUCCGCUGCCCAGGUUGACGGGUUGCUUGUCUUACUUGGCGAAGCACUAGCACUCCUUGACCCCAAUCCCAACCAUUUCCUGAACACCGAGCAACAGCUUAUUAUUCUUGCGGCGAUUGAAGACCUUCAAACGGUUACUGAGCGUGUGUAUGAACAGUGUGAGGCAUGUCUCCAGUCUGCUCUAUACCACCACCUACAUUUCGAUGAUAGGAACAAUACAGGGACUGGCCACUCAUUCGGUGAUGCCGGCCGGCCGAUGUCUACUUCUUUCUUUGCGACGUCGCCCCAAAAGCUACUGAAGAAGUCCAUCUCAUCCACUACCCUGACAAGCGGGUUCAGUCUCAUCGGGAGCGAGAUGCUGGAAGGAUCGCAGUCCAUCAGCGGGUCAAAGGAGAUGGGUGAUUCCGGUGUCCUUGUCCCUAGAUCGGGAAGCAAGGGCCAGGGUAAAGGCAAACAAAAUGAAGAGCAGCAGAUUCAGCGUGGGUGGGAUUGGAGAGACAAGGCUCCUGACGGUAUCAAGGGUGACGAUAUACUCAAAAAGCUGAGGCUGUUGCUUGCCCACGGGAUGGCUUUUGGUGCAUUAGACGGGGCUGUGGUUUAA
Messenger RNA from Nannizzia gypsea CBS 118893, 3354 nucleotides. RefSeq lists its product as hypothetical. NCBI's taxonomy places the organism in Eukaryota, Fungi, Ascomycota, Eurotiomycetes, Onygenales, Arthrodermataceae. The record is from RefSeq and is a predicted model, not a curated record. The coding region runs from base 1 to 3354 and encodes 1117 amino acids. Gene Ontology annotation, cellular component: nuclear pore outer ring. The transcript is spliced from 3 exons. Gene Ontology annotation, biological process: positive regulation of DNA-templated transcription; mRNA export from nucleus; protein import into nucleus. Gene Ontology annotation, molecular function: structural constituent of nuclear pore.